AGUAAACCAGGUAACCGACGGAUCGGAUUUUAAGAGUUCCCCGUUUCCUAAGAUAUCGGGUGUUCAAGUUCGUGUUCUUAUGGAUCCCAAGGUGAUUCCAAUCUUUCAACCGUUGAGGCGAGUGCCUAUUCACCUUGAAGCAGCAGUGACAGAGAAGCUAGACGAGCUUCUUAGACAAGACAUAAUCGAAACCAAGAAAGGACCGGCGACAUGGGUUUCGCAGCUUGUAGUCGCGAAUAAGGCGAACGGAUCGAUAAGGUUGUGCGUGGAUCUACGUCGUGUCAACCAGGCGGUCAUCCGUGAUCGGCAUCCGAUGCCUGUUAUUGAAGACGUUUUAGCCAGGAUUGGAAGAGGAAAGAUUUGGAGUGUGUUGGAUGUUAUGGAUGCGUUUUUUCUGUUAGAGCUGGACGAAGAAACAAGAAAUGUUAUGACGUUUAUCACUCAUCGUGGACUUUACCGCUUCAAACGUCUUCCUUUCGGUCUUGUGUCUGCUCCGGAGAUUUUUCAACGGACUAUGGACGAAAUAUUAGCGGACUGUGAGGGCGCCUAUUGCUACCUUGACGAUGUAGGUGUCGAAGGAAGUACGGUUGAAGAACACGAUAUUCGUUUGAAUAAGUGUAAUAUCGCCGAUGUGAUGUCACGACUGUCCACUGCAUCUCCGAUGCCCUUUGACAAAGCAGAAGAGUUUGUGGUUCGAGAGAUUGUUUCAGCUGCUGCUCAAACAAUCGCCCUGACAUGGCAAGAAAUCGAAAUAGCUAGUAAGGAAGAUGAUGAGAUUCAACAAGUUAUCGAAGCACUUAUUUCGGAAACCACAGAUGAUUUGCCGUUAAGUUAUAAGACGAUAUUCACAGAGCUGUGUAGCGUGAAUAAUGUGUUGGUAAGGGGAGAUCGGAUUGUUAUUCCACAAAGGCUUCAACAACGCGUCUUGCACCUGGCUCACGAAGGUCAUCCGGGCAUGCGCAUGAUGAAGGGACAUUUACGCGCUAACGUGUGGUGGCCAAAAAUGGAUCAACAUAUUGAACAAUUUGUCAAAGCCUGUCGAGGAUGCACGUUGGUUUCCGCUCCUGGUCCACCAGAACCAAUGGUCCGAAAGGAACUCCCGUCGUGA
Messenger RNA from Uranotaenia lowii, 1108 nucleotides. RefSeq lists its product as uncharacterized. The record is from RefSeq and is a predicted model, not a curated record. NCBI's taxonomy places the organism in Eukaryota, Metazoa, Arthropoda, Insecta, Diptera, Culicidae. The transcript is spliced from 3 exons. The coding region runs from base 80 to 1108 and encodes 342 amino acids.